UGCCCCAUCAUUGGUGUCAGUGGGAGGAAUAGUGCCCCAUCAUUGGUGUCAGUGGUAGGAAUAGUGCCCCAUCAAGGUGUCAGUGGUAGGAAUAGUGCCCCAUCAUUGGUGUCAGUGGGAGGAAUAGUGCCCCAUCAUUGGUGUCAGUGGGAGGAACAGUGCCCCAUCAUUGGUGUCAGUGGGAGGAAUAGUGCCCCAUCACUGGUGUCAGUGGGAGGAAUAGUGCCCCAUCACUGGUGUCAG
Molecule: messenger RNA, 243 nt
Organism: Staurois parvus
Lineage: Eukaryota; Metazoa; Chordata; Amphibia; Anura; Ranidae
Source: the annotation of a GenBank genome assembly